AUGGGCGGCAUGUUGAUUGCGGUGGUGACCGAAUGCGUCCAUCUUGAGGCUGUUCCUUCUUCUCCUCGUCGGGGAGACUCGAGACAUGACGGUUCCAUACGGUAUUGCUGCCUGGUCUGUCAGGCUACUAGUAGUCAUGCGGACUGUAUUGUGUAUUGCAUCCUGUGUAUUGUGUAUUUCUCUUCUCCUCCUCCUCCCUUCCCCUUCCUCCUCCCCUCUCCUCCGUCUCUUUCUCCUCUUCUCCUCCUCUUCUACUCUUGUUCUUCUCCAUUCUCUUCAUCUUCUCUCUCCGCAAUGCUUUUCCCAUCCCCCUCGGACAAUAUUCCGAAUCGUCUGCCAAUGGGAACAACGUGGGGGUGA
Aspergillus melleus is the source of this 360-nucleotide messenger RNA. RefSeq lists its product as uncharacterized. The record is from RefSeq and is a predicted model, not a curated record. The coding region runs from base 1 to 360 and encodes 119 amino acids. The transcript has a single exon. Lineage: Eukaryota; Fungi; Ascomycota; Eurotiomycetes; Eurotiales; Aspergillaceae.